CACCUAUCUCUCUAAUGUAAUAAUCGGUGACAAGUUUUCCCCGUCUAUUCCGUAAGCUUUCCGGGUACGGAUUACGGAAUUUAACUCUGAAAAACAAGUGUACUUCCUUUUCCGGUUGGUUGUUGAACGAAAGCAACCAUGGCCCCCAAGAGGAACAAUAUUGUGCCUAAUGGGCAUUUCCACAAAGAUUGGCAGAACCGUGUCAGAACUUGGUUCAAUCAACCCAUGCGCAAGAAGAGGCGUAGGGCUACACGUGUUAAGAAGGCUAGAACUAUUGCCCCAAGACCUGUUGCAGGACCUUUAAGGCCAAUUGUCCGUUGCCCAACUAUCAAGUACAACACAAAGAAUCGUGCUGGUAGAGGAUUCACCCUUGAGGAACUGAAGGCAGCUGGUGUUUACAAAAGACAAGCUCUGGCUAUUGGUAUUGCUGUAGAUUAUCGCCGUAGAAACAGAUCUAUGGAAUCACUUCAACAAAAUGUACAGAGAUUGAAGGAGUACAAAUCUAAAUUGAUUCUUUUCCCCAAGAAGUCAAGCAAGCCAGCCAAGGGUGAUGCAACUGAAGAAGAAAUCAAGAUGGCAACUCAAUUAGCCGGUGCUGCAGUUAUGCCAAUUAGACAGUCAGUACGCAGAGAAAAGGCCCGUGCUAUCACUGCAGAUGAAAAACGUUACAACCCAUAUGUUGCUCUUAGAACUGCUAGGGCUAACAAGAGACUUCAAGGUUACAGAGAAAAGAAGGCCAAGGAAAAGGCACAAGAAGAUAUCCCGUCAGCUAAACCUAAAAAGUGAUCUUGAUGUUACUUGUACAUUCAAUAAAGAGAAAAAAACUGA
Messenger RNA from Ruditapes philippinarum (Manila clam), 828 nucleotides. RefSeq names its product large ribosomal subunit protein eL13-like. Gene Ontology annotation, biological process: translation. Bases 139 to 786 code for a protein of 215 amino acids. Gene Ontology annotation, cellular component: cytosolic large ribosomal subunit; ribosome. The transcript has 5 exons. NCBI's taxonomy places the organism in Eukaryota, Metazoa, Mollusca, Bivalvia, Venerida, Veneridae. The record is from RefSeq and is a predicted model, not a curated record. Gene Ontology annotation, molecular function: RNA binding; structural constituent of ribosome.